UGCACCUUUAAACUGGCACAGGAUCCUAGGAUCGAUAGUGGAGGACAAAGGUUGGGAGCUGUUAGGAGCCACACACCGACCAGGGGAAUGGGACGGUGAAUUCUUUAUUUAUUUUUUGGUAGGGGCCAUUGAGUUUGGGGGGUGGGGAAAGUGGUGUUCACACAGAGGCUGAACAUAUUUAGAGGGGCAGUGAGCGCACAGCCGAGGUACUUGAAUUUGGUGCUAGUCAAAAUGAAGACGUCCAUCCUUCUCUUGGCCUUGCUGCAGGCUCUGGGCUGCUCAGGCUUACCGGCGCACAACGCUGAGCCGGCAGCUAUCGAAGACAGGAGCCUGGGGGCGUCUUUGGCACAGGUCAACACCGUGUACGCCGUCAACAACCUCUACCGGGUGACUCGGGCCUCUCUGAAACGGAAAGUACCCCUGGGUAUGAACACCUACGACCUGAUGAUGGUGUUUGGCAUUAAGGAGACAGACUGCCUGAAGACUUCGGGAGCAGAUCCUCAGACAUGCGCCUUCAAAUCUGGCUUCUUUGUGCCCUCCUCCACCUGCUCCAGUCGCGUGCGAGUGUCUGCUGACGCCAUCCAGGUGAUUUCUCUCAGGUGCGGCCAUGACAGCGACUCCAGCUCAGACUCCAGCGAGGAGAUGUUUGCCAGCAGAGGGAGGCACCACUUCAAUUUCCCAUCAUUUGUGAACAGAGAGGCCUGAUGAAUUCUGACAGACCCGGCUCCCCCUGCACCCGAAACACCACCCGUCCAGCCCGACCGCCCCGCCCAGAGCCAGCCAGCGGGGGGCCGGCCCAGAGAAGACAAUUUCAACAACUUCCUGGAGUGAAGAAGAAAAUGAGGCCUUUAGCUGCUGAUCAGAGGGAAAACAUAAAUAAAAAAAUAAUAAUAAAAAAAGGUUUGCACAGUAUAACCACUUUGUGUUUUAUUCCCCCCAAAACUUUUAAAGCUGGUGUGUGUGAGACUUUUGACGGUUUUAGGGUUGAAGGUUCCACAGAUUUAUAUGACUAAAAUGGUGUAAUCACAAUACUUCCUAAAAUAAAGUUUCCUUUUCAAUGACAUAA
Molecule: messenger RNA, 1066 nt
Organism: Myripristis murdjan (pinecone soldierfish)
Lineage: Eukaryota; Metazoa; Chordata; Actinopteri; Holocentriformes; Holocentridae
Gene: spp2
Product: secreted phosphoprotein 2
Exons: 6
Coding region: 232-705 (157 amino acids)
Biological process (GO): bone remodeling
Cellular component (GO): extracellular region
Source: RefSeq, a predicted model, not a curated record